Xyrauchen texanus (razorback sucker) is the source of this 4161-nucleotide messenger RNA. RefSeq names its product c2cd2 like (gene c2cd2l). Gene Ontology annotation, cellular component: cytoplasmic side of apical plasma membrane. The transcript is spliced from 15 exons. Gene Ontology annotation, biological process: positive regulation of insulin secretion involved in cellular response to glucose stimulus. NCBI's taxonomy places the organism in Eukaryota, Metazoa, Chordata, Actinopteri, Cypriniformes, Catostomidae. Gene Ontology annotation, molecular function: phosphatidylinositol binding; phosphatidylinositol transfer activity. The record is from RefSeq and is a predicted model, not a curated record. The coding region runs from base 394 to 2499 and encodes 701 amino acids.
UUGCUAUUUGACAGCUCGUCUGUUCUGUUCCUGCGCAUUACCAUUACGGACUGUCUGACACCGACGGAGGGAGGGAGACGCAUUUUCUCUUGCGUUGACAGCACUGGAUAUUAUAAAUGUGUGAUUUUUACUAUGCUAAAUGUUCACGAAAGGGGGCAUGUACCAGUCAACUCCGGUCUGAUCGAUGAAGAUGCUAGGAAUAGCGACUGGAUCUGAAGAUUGGUAUUGAGAUUAGGAAGACAUGAUGUAGCCAUGGAGCUGUGCAUUUGUAGUUAGCUUUAACAGGGCUCACCGUAAAGACCGCGCUUCUCAUCCUAUCGUGUUCCAACCUUCGUGAGGCAAGAUUUUCAACCCUUCUUAAAAAUGAGACUAAAGUGAUCAGUGAUUAGGAAGAUGAUGACUUUCCAGGACGUGAGCUGGCUGGUUCAGGUGGCACUCUUCUGCGCCUCUGUUCUGGUCGUACUAGCAUGGCUCAUUCAGUUCUCUCUGGCCUUGCUGUGCCCUAGGUGGUGCGCCAAUGCCCAGGGCAAGAGGGAGGCCCCCUGGCAGCUGCCUCUGUGUCUCACUCACCAGACCCUUACAGGCGGCGUGUGGGGUUCCCUCCUGAGGCUGAGGCUGGGGCAAGAUGGGGCAGGGAGUGACACAGAGGCAGGUGUCAAAGGUCUUUUGUCUUCACUCUUUGCGUUCAAGUCGUUCAGGGAGCACUGGCAGAGAGCCUGGGUGCGAGCACUCAACGAACAGGCCUGCAGGCAAGGGAGCUCCAUUCAAAUCACCUUUGAUGACAGUCUUCAACUCCCAAACUCUGCAUCCAUUGACCAUGUGACUCGCACAGACCAAUCAGCAUGCAGCAUGGUCCUUCAGUGCAAUUGUUCGGUUGACACUAUAACGUUCCCGGUGACCGUCACUCAGCAGUCACCUGCAGCCGUUUCCAUGAAUACCUACCAGAUCACAAUGCAGCCAAUGCUAGUUCAGUUACAGGUCUGCCUUGAGGAAGUGGAGGAAGAGGGUCUCUUUGUGUCCUGGACAUUUUCCAAGCAGCCUCAGCUGUCUCUAACUGUAACUCCACGGCAAAGAGUCCAGAAAGAGGGCUCUGAUGUAGAGGUGGACAGUGAUAUGAUUGCUGCACUGGUAGAGGAUACACUGUACACAACACACCCUGCGAUGAUCCUCAACCUGAGAGCCUGUGUAUCAAGUCCUGCGUUUCCACGGGAGAAGCAGAUUGGUGGUCUGAACUCUCCAUCUCAGAGCAUGCCUGUCAGACGGAUUCUGGUACAGCAACUCAAAGCAACAAAUGUCAAAAAAGGAUUACAGACUCAUGCAGGAGAGCUUUGUUGUGUUCUGAGUCUGGACACUCCCUCUAUUGAGCGAAGAACAGGCUUCCUUACUCCAUUCCCUAGUCCUGGAGCAGCCGUGCACUGGACUGAAGAAUUUACACUGGACUUAGGACCAGAAACCAAAGAACUCAAAGUAAGGCUUGUAGAGAGAAACGGCACAGGAGAGCAGUUUUUACCUGGUUGUGCUUCCUUACCACUGGAUCUCUCUAAAAACGGACAACACAAGCUGUCCAUCGCUCCAGGUUACGGUCUUGCGCCAACUGCUAUUGUAACACUAGAGCUGUUGUAUUUGGAGUCCAGUGAAAAAACAGCUCCUCUGCGGUCUUCAGUCACCCCCUCAAAGAAAGUGGAUGUGGACCGUACUAUCAUGCCCGAUGGCACUGUUGUCACCACAGUGACCACCAUCCAGUCUAGACUAAAACUGGACCGUAAACCAGGAGACUCUCCGUCUAGGUCUCCCUCAAAGGUGGAGGUGACUGAAAAGACUCCCGCUGUGCUCACUUCCAGCUUGCAGAGCACAAAUCCCAGCCCAACACCCAGCACAGAAGGCACCCUCCCUAAUGGGCUGGACCCCAUAGCUGAAACCGCCAUCCGGCAACUGACCGAGUCGGCCAGCAAGCCACCCAAGAAGACACCUACGAAACGCAGCACUCUCAUCAUAUCUGGGGUGUCAAAGGUCCCCAUUACUGAGGAUGACUCCUUAUCAGUGGGCUAUGCCGCAGCUAUGGACGCAGCUCUACAGGGGGCGCAUUCUUCCAGCGGAGCCUUGAACCAGCACGGAGCUUCUGCGCAUCAGGAAACAGACGAGACCACUCCAUCUGAUGUGUCAGAGCGGCCCUCUGUGGAUGACGUUGAAUCAGAGACAGGAUCGACCGAAGGGCUAGAGACACGCAGCCUCAAAGACCACAAAGUGGGAUUCCUUCGCAGUGGUACCAAGCUACUGUUCCGCAGAAAACACAGAGAGAAAGACCCCAGUUUUAGUCAGUCCCAUGAAGAUGUCUCCAACCUGGGCAAUGACUCCUCCACAGCAUCCUGCUCCUCAACCAGCCGUAAGAAGUCUGGAAGCUUCUCUCGUCGCCUCAUCAAACGCUUCUCGUUCCGUUCAUCCAAGACAAAGGGCAAAUCUAGCACUGCCAAUGGAGGAGCCAGCGCUGCAGACAACUAAAGAGAGAAACUGAGAGAGACGAGGUGCGGGCACCAGUCAAAUGAGUGUAAAAUUGGCUCCAGAAUGAGUUAUUUAUCUGACUGUCCACCAGCCUGGGGUAACUUCAUACUUCAGACCAAAAUGUUCCCAGCCAGCCAGCCUUUGGUGUCCUCUGCCUGGAACAUCAUCCCUCAAAUAUGGCCACAUCUUUACAGGAUGAAAAAAAUCAACUAUCUAUGGAAAAUAUAAAUAUUUGCUGGUCUAAAUAAAUGUAGAUAAGGCUGCUAUUGUGGAUGAACAAGCGUGUGAACAAACUUGAGAAACUCAAAUGGAGAGGGUGUCAUGCGGUGACGGUUAUCGAGCACAAGGGGGCGACACAGACCAAUGACUAUUAAUGCCUCCAACGCUGUUGAUAUGUGUCGUUUUUCUUUUUCUUUUAUUUCAUCAGUUGCACUUUGGAUCUUAAUCUGAUUGUUUACAAUGCUGGGGAGCUCUUAAUUUUUCGUUUUUAUCAUGUUUGUGUAUCGUUUACUUUUUUCGGCACUGGUUUAUGUCUCAUGAGCACAUUAUGAGCAUUUCAAGGGUGUGAUAUGAUACUAUAUGACAUGGUGAGCUUUGUUCUCGUUUUGCUGUUGCUAUAGCAUUUUAGAUCAAGAGAUAUUGUUCCCUGUUUUCAAAUAGUGGUACGUUUGACUUACAUGUGGGUUAAUAAUCUUUUUUAUUAUUAUUAAUGUUUCUAUUGGUUUAAGAAGAAAAAAAAAACGGUCAUAACUGUAGGCAUCUCGCACAAAAUUAUGUUUGCGUGUUUUGGUUGUACAAGUACAAGCCCUUCAUAUGACAAAAGGGAAUCACCACAGGAAAACUACGUUUGUGUAUGUUUAUAAAAUAUUCCACAAAUCAUUGUAAAUGAACAAUUUCUCGGACCACAUCAGGCUGACUUUGCAGGGGAAAGUGUUAUUUUCUAGGUGCACGUGAAAACAAUUAAAGCUCAGGGGAUAUUAUAAAGGUGAUCAAUAACGUUUAAUCACUUUAUUUUUACAAAUAUCGCUUAUUGAGCUAAACCUUUUCCCAGUAUACUUCCCUUUUUCCUCCGGUUUUCAUUUAGUUGCAAAUAACUUAUCCAGAGGGAACGGGAAUCCUCGCGCGUUUUAUUCAAGCAUGAGUAUAAUUUUAGUCGUAAAAACAUCACAUAAUUGUUUUAUUACAAUAUGGAGCUGGAUUGUUUACUGUUUUCUGUUUAUGUAAACUACUAAGGAAACGCUUCCGGGUCUCUGCCCCCAUUGCACAAGACUCCUUGCAAUAUUUCAGCAUAUCGUUUAAUCAAAACAUUUGGACGUUUCAGAGCUCUGAAGUUAAUUAUGACAGGGAAACGCAUUUGGAAUUGCUUUAUGCUUUUUCUCGCAGUUUACACAUCAAUGGCAAAGCCCCUGUUUGCUAGAACUCCUUGAACACAUUGAGCCUGAGAGAACUAAUAAAGCUUGAAUUAUGUUAUAAUAUGACCUGAAAGCGAUAAAAGCGAACAAUCUGAAACGGAGGAAGUGGACUUCCCAAGGUAUAGGGAGCUUUUGCAUUAUUGUGGUCAAUUUGAUGUUUAAUUUAUUCAGAAUAAAUUAUUUUUAAAAAUGCAUUACCCUUUCUUUUCUAUCCAUUUAUUUAUUUAUUAUUUAUUUACAAUGGGGAUCU